Messenger RNA from Anopheles stephensi (Asian malaria mosquito), 1042 nucleotides. Its product is annotated as m-AAA protease-interacting protein 1, mitochondrial. The record is from RefSeq and is a predicted model, not a curated record. Gene Ontology annotation, biological process: inner mitochondrial membrane organization; protein insertion into mitochondrial inner membrane from matrix. NCBI's taxonomy places the organism in Eukaryota, Metazoa, Arthropoda, Insecta, Diptera, Culicidae. The transcript has 3 exons. Gene Ontology annotation, cellular component: mitochondrial inner membrane. Bases 34 to 894 code for a protein of 286 amino acids. Gene Ontology annotation, molecular function: ribosome binding.
UGUCAAGCGUUUUCUACCAAUCUGUUAUCAACAAUGUUUGUUGUUCAAAGUGGUGCAGUGAAAUUUAAGCAAUUUUCACAUAGUUUCUAUAGUUUUUCGCGCUUUUACAGCACUACAAAUAGUAAGCUAGUGGUAGGUUCCCGUUUGCCACUAUGUGGCAAAUAUAUUCAAAGCACAACGGCCGCGUGGACACCUGCAUCCAGCCACGUUCUUCCUGGCUCGUCUUUGGUCAACAACAACAAUCACAACAUUGUGCAAACGCGAUGGAAUUCCACCGAUGAACAAUCAUCCAGGCAGCGCGUUCGCAAGCGCUUAAUGCUGAUGGAUUUCCCGCAACUGGUGUGGCCAUCGGUGAUAAAAACCAUCCGGAACUGGAUCAUGGUGCACUUCAUCAUCAGACCAUACUUUGACCGAGAGUUUGUGCUUGCCGAUUUCGUCCAGGGUGCGAAACAAGCUUUGCAGGUGGUAUCUUCAUCGCUUGCCGGAGGAGAAGUGAAGCAUUUGGAAGGAUUGGUUGACCGAGCUGCACUGGCUGAUCUAAAGCAGUCAAUUGCUAAAAUGUCCGUUGCUGAACGAUACGACAUACAGGUGGACAAGGAAGAUGUGUACUUCUCGUUUCCCUACCAAGUGGGCGUGAUGUUUGACGAAUCCAACGACGAUAGUCAGAAACGGUUCGUCGAAAUAACGAUGGUGUUCCAUGUACUGCGGGGUCUUAAAGGCAUGAUAGAACGUGGUGAAACAGUCCCGUUAAACGUUGGCGUCCUUCCAGAGUUCCGGGACAAAAUAAGUGUCUGCAACUAUCGAUUCAUCAAGGAAUUUACCAAAGGCGUCGACUCCGACUGGACUGUGAAUGUAGUGAACCAUUUCAAGCCCAAUGAUUACAUCGAAGAAUGACCACACCGACCGGUAUAUGUUCAACACAAAACACCUCAACCCGACUUACGACGGGAACUAGCGCCGGAACUAGGGCGUCCUGUGUGUAGAAACAAUAAAGAAGACAAAAGUGUGCAUCCUUUUUGAGGGUGAUUAGUGAAGCAAAAUA